AUGCGGGCCCCGCCUGUCCUUAUGCUAAUGGUCAUCAUGCUGAUGUGGUACCCUCGUGCACCAUGUGUUCAGGACCGGGACUUCGUCGAGCUCUUUUGCGGGAAGAUGGAGGCAGGACUCCGCGGCACCUCCCUCGACAUCGAGUUGGAUCCGCAGACAAUGGAUUUCCUGAAGCCGGCGGGUGCCGCUAUACGUCUGGGCGAUCAGUGCUUCGGCCCUAUGGAAAUGAACAGUCUGGAGUGGAGGCUUCUGGAUGGGUAUGUUCGAUGGGCCAAGUGCCAAACGACAUACCCUUUGGAGCAACUGAGCUACACGAGGAACUUUGGUGAAUUCCUGGCUGGUGCCUUCAUGCAAAUCCGGUUGGAGCCCUUCGUUCCUGAGAACCACCGGCCGGGAUUGGGAGCUGAUGCUUUGCGGAAAUCCGACUACGAGCUCUUCGUGCAGGCUCGAGCCGUCGACGUACUUAUGUACCUCUCCAAAUCCAAAUCCCUGGACCUACCUGGAAACUGGGCCAAUGUGCUCCAGAUGGUUGGCUUGGGUGGCUGUGAAACUUCACGUUUGUUCACGCUUUGGGCCCUCCAGGUCUGUUUUGUAGUUUUAGCUUCGUGCGCUGGAGCUAUGGGUGCUAAGAAGAAGCCGGCCGAAGACACGCCGGAUGUGGCUAAUGUGAUGGCUAUGUUGCAAUCUAAGGGAUUGCUGAAACGUGGUCCCGAGCCCUUAGCUGCUGCCGAGCCUUCUAAGAAGUCUAAGACAGCCAAAGCAAAGGCGACACCACCCCCAGCAGAGGAGCCUAAGACCCGGGCCCGGAGCAAGCGCAAACCCGAAGGCGAGGAGGAACCCAAGAAGCCGAAGCAGAAGAAGCCAAGCGAGAAGCCCGAGAACCCACCAGAGAAGAAGCCCGAGAACCAACCCCAGAAGAAGACCGAGAACCAAUCCCAGAAGAAGACCGAGGACCAGCCCCAGAAGAAAGCCGAGGACCAGCCCCAGAAGAAAGCCAAGGAUCAGUCCCAGAAAGCCAAGGAUCAGUCCCAGAAAGCCAAGGAUCAGUCCCGAAAGAAAGCCGAGGAUCAGUCCCGAAAGAAAGCCGAGGAUCAGUCCCAGAAGAAACCGGAGAAACCCGAUCAGUCCCAAGCGAAACCCCACAAGGUGCAGGAGCCAGCUGCUGAGGACGACGCUGAGGGGUCUGAUGAAGAGGGUCCCUUUGUGGAGUGGCCACCUGAGAAGCCCAUAGGGCCGUUCUUGGAGGUGGGGCUUAACAUGAUGGUAGAGUGGCCAAACCUAGACAACGUGUGGAAGGCUUGCAGAGAGUCAGAUAGAGAGUUCUACAAAACGCUGAAGUACGAGGAGCUUUUGCAAAUGAUGGAAGUUGCUCUUGGUCCCAGGCCUAACCACGUGGAAACGCCUAUAGAGGUUCCUGGUGAGGAGAGACACCCGGGGCCCGUUUUGGAGGACAGCUCUUUGAAAAAAGAAGAUGAGGAAACAUCUGACGCAGAAGAUGAAGACGAGGAUCAAAACGAGGAGCAAGAGGAGGAGCAAGAAGAGGAGCAAGACGAGGAGCAAGACGAGGAGCAAGACGAGGAGCAAGACGAGGAGCAAGAGGAGGAGCAAGAGGAGGAGGAGCAAGAGGAACAGAAAGCUCCCCCUCGAGCAGCCAAGCCGAAGCCUGAAAGCCCAAAGGUGAACAACUGGAAUGGCAGCCCCAGCCCUGCCACGAAGGACGUGCCGACCGUGAGCCCCGAAGAGGUGAAGCCAACUGACCUGAACGCGAAGUUCAAUCAAGUCCACCGGUCGAACUCCGAAAGGUCCCUGACUACUUUGGUGCUGGGUGCCCACACGGCCAACGAGCAGGCAUACCAGCAUCGUCCACCCUCGGUGGUUGAUGCUGGCGAGAAGGGCGAUGUAUAUGAUGGGUUGGUGAGUGCAUCUCAAGUUGGCAGUGACAGCGAUCUACGAAGUCUGGUCACAUCGAUGCAGUCAGAGAUCACUAGGCUCAAGGCCCUGCUGGAUGCGAAGCCGCCGGCUGCCACAACCUCGGCCGAACCCGAGCAGGAGGAGGAGGUUUCGGUAGCCAAGGGCUCGAAGCCUGCUAACAAGGGGCCCAACUCAACUAGCCACCGUGCUGAAUGGAUGAAGUUUGGUCGGAGAAUGGAGAGCCAGGGCUCGGAGUUCCCCGAAAUGAGCAAGAUGUGGAAUGGAACGAAAGAGGAACAGCACGCAGUGUUUGCAAAGUGGCUGGAGAAGGAGAUGAACAUGGGCAACACCGAGGCCCAGCUGAUCAUUAGCAAAACGAAAUCGGCCGAGGUGAAGAGCGGCUACGAGGAGCUCACCGUGAAGGAAAUGGUGCAAAAGGGCUUCAGUGCGACAAAGAUUGAGAGCAUAGUCAGAAAGGGUGGAACCCCUGAUCCCGAUGCCCCUCACUGCCUCGAAUCGAUCGUCUACGUUUGCCGGAAGAAGAGGAACGUGGACGAGUCCGAGAAGGUUUCCCAAACCGGACAAGUGAAAGCCAACAUCAAGGCCAGUGCCAAGGCCGUGGCCCCUUUGAUGAAUCUCACGGAAGCCCCGGCUUCUGGAGUGACCUCGGGCCACACCGAAGCUGCUUUGCAGUUUGCUGCGAAUGUUUUCGCUUCAGGCACCGAGUCAGCAUUAAGUGGCGAAGCCAACACCGCCCCGAAGAAGGCCCCGAAAGCGAAGGCCAAAGCCAAGGGAAAAGCCGUGCUCCAAGCGCCCAAGACAAUCAAAGACCGUUUGGAGGAUUGCAAAGAGCUGAAGAAGGAGUACGAUGCCGCCAACAUUUGCUACGACCUACCGAAGGAACACCGUUUGCGGGGGGAGAUGGAGAAGCAUAAGGGCGACCUGGAAAACCAAAUGGAUGAGUUGAAAGAAGUGGAUGAUGAAGACGUCGAAGAUUUCCUUGAGAAGUGCCGAACAAUGGUGGCCCGGCUACAUGCCUUCGUGACUGGCUUUCGCGGGGACUGGAAAGCACUUAGACAAGCUUUCAACUUCAAUCGGUAUGCCGACCGCGACAAGGCAGGACCGAGUGGGGUUAAAGUAAAACACAGGACCAGUUAA
Symbiodinium necroappetens is the source of this 3069-nucleotide messenger RNA. NCBI's taxonomy places the organism in Eukaryota, Dinophyceae, Suessiales, Symbiodiniaceae. The record is from the annotation of a GenBank genome assembly.